GGGUCGGAUGGAAAAGCUGAGUGGCCCGUGCAGGGCGCCACAGCUGGAUGUUCCCGCCGCGAAGCUCGGGGUCCCGCGCGCCUCUGUCCCCGCCCCGCUUCGCUCCGCGGGGCAUUCUGGGAGGCGCUUUCGCGAGCCUCGGGCCGCCGGGCGUGUUUCCAGAGCCCGCGGCGCGGGGAGGACUUUGUUCUCCGAAAGAGAGAAUUGAAGAAGAAAAGAGGGAUGGCUGUAGGACCUUGUAAAGCCAUGUCCCAGAGUUUGGUGACCUUCAGGGAUGUGGCUCUAGAUUUUUCCCAACAGGAGUGGGAAUGGCUGGACUCAUCUCAGAAAGAUUUAUACAGAGAAGUCAUGUUGGAAAACUACAGGAACUUGGACUCUCCAUUUCUAAGCCCAACAUUAUCUCCUUAUUGGAGCAAGGGAAGGAACCUUGGAUGGUGGAGCGAGAGAUGUCAGAUGAUCAGUAUGCAGGGACUGGUGGACUGUGCCCGUUCUCCACAAGCAGCUGCGAUCUCAGCCUCCCCAGACUGGAAGUCUUGGUAUGAAAUCAAGGAAUUACCUCCAAAAUGGUACAUUAAUGAAGAGGAAAUAUCACAGGGGAUGGUAAUGGAAAGACUUGCAAGUUAUGAACUUGAAUGUUCCAGUUUCAGAGAAGCCUGGAACUACGAGGGUGAAUUUGAGCAGCGUCAAGGAAAUCAAGAGAGGCAUUUCAGGCAAGUGACAACUCUUAAGGAAAUCUCUGCUCUGAAAAGAGACAGUGAAUGUAAUAAUUCUAAGAGAAGCAUUCUCUUGAAGUCAGUACUUUUAACACAACAGAGAGUCCCCACAGUAGAGCAAGUUCAUAAAAUUGAUAUUUAUGAUAAAAUGUUCCCCCCGAACUCAGUCCUAAUUGAACGUAAAAGACUAUAUGCCGAGGAAGAAUCCUUGAUAGGUAAUAAAUGUGAAGAAUUCAGUCAGAAUACAUACCUUAGUAAAGAUACAGGAAUUCCUUCUGGGGAGCAACCUUAUGAAAGUAAUGAUUUUUCAAAUCUCUUAAGUUUCCACUCUUUACUUACUCAACAUCAAACAACUCAUUUUGGAAAAUUACCCCAUGGGUAUGAUGAAUGUGGUGAUGCCUUUAGCUACUACUCAUUCUUUGCCCAACCUCAGAGAAUUCACAAUGAAGAGAAACCAUGUGCAUGCAAUGACUGUGGAAAAGCCUUUAGCCAUGACUUCUUUCUCAGUGAACAUCAGAGAACUCAUAUCGGAGAAAAACCAUAUGAAUGUAAGGAAUGUAACAAAACUUUCAGACAGAGCGCACACCUUGCUCAACAUCAGAGAAUUCACACCGGAGAGAAACCCUUUGCAUGCAAUGAAUGUGGGAAGGCCUUUAGCCGUUAUGCCUUCCUUGUUGAACAUCAGAGAAUUCACACAGGAGAGAAACCAUAUGAAUGUAAGGAGUGUAACAAAGCCUUCAGACAGAGCGCACACCUUAAUCAACAUCAGAGAAUUCACACUGGAGAGAAACCCUAUGAAUGUAGUCAGUGUGGAAAGGCCUUCAGCAGACGCAUAGCCCUUACUCUGCAUCAAAGAAUCCAUACAGGAGAGAAACCCUUUAAAUGUAAUGAAUGUGGGAAGACAUUUGGCUAUCGCUCUCAUCUUAAUCAACAUCAGAGAAUUCAUACCGGUGAAAAGCCCUAUGAGUGCAUCAAAUGUGGGAAGUUUUUUAGGACUGACUCACAACUUAAUCGACAUCAUAGAAUUCAUACUGGAGAGAGACCUUUUGAAUGUAGUAAAUGUGGGAAAGCCUUCAGUGAUGCUUUAGUUCUAAUUCAUCAUAAGAGAAGUCAUACAGGAGAGAAACCCUAUGAAUGUAACAACUGUGGGAAGGCCUUCAGUUGUGGCUCAUAUCUUAAUCAACAUCAGAGAAUUCAUACUGGAGAGAAACCCUAUGAAUGUAAUGAAUGUGGGAAGGCUUUCCAUCAGAUCUUGUCCCUUAGGCUACACCAGAGAAUUCAUGUUGGAGAAAAACUCUAUAACUGUAACGAAUGUGGGAAUAAUUUCAGCAGUGCCUCAGCCCUUAGACGACAUAAGAAAAUUCAUAACAGGGAAACUCUGAUUAUGAGAAAGAAAACAUUUAUCACCACUCAGUCCUUACUAAAUAAAUAUCAGUGAAUUCUUUGGUUAGUAAUUCUAUGAAUGUAAUACAUAUGGAAAAGCAUUCUAUUCAUGAACAUCCCUUAUUUGGAAUAGUCUGCAUAGUAGACAUCUGUUACUUUUGGAUCUGUUUUAUGCCCUGAGACUAACUUCACCUUCAAUGCAUAUCAUUCUGAUGAAACUGUUAAUUGGGGAGAGCAGUGGGUUGGUCAGAGGCUGGCCAGUUAUUUCCCUCAACCUAGUGGUUAAUAAGGGACUGGCAAAUGACCAUAUCUGGACCGAUGGAGCCCUGAGUGGAGGGGCCGGGGAAGGGUAGUGGUAUUGUUCUGGGCAGUAAGAGAUCUUUCUCCCACUGGAAUUGCAUGUUUUGAGGAUUUAGUAAGGUUAAAACUCACCCAUAGCCUUUUUGCCACCAUGAGGAAAGCCUUCCCAAGAUAAAUACAACACAGAGGAAAUGGAUAUGAGACAGAAAUCUGAUGAUAUUGAUCUUCUGGAUCCAGGUAUGCCUGAAGUCUACACCAUCCUUUGCUUUUUAAUUUUUGUGAUCCAAUAAACUUCCUUUUUUUUACCUAA
Messenger RNA from Manis javanica (Malayan pangolin), 2706 nucleotides. It is a transcript of the gene ZNF527, whose product is annotated as zinc finger protein 527. The record is from RefSeq and is a predicted model, not a curated record. Gene Ontology annotation, molecular function: RNA polymerase II cis-regulatory region sequence-specific DNA binding; DNA-binding transcription factor activity, RNA polymerase II-specific. Lineage: Eukaryota; Metazoa; Chordata; Mammalia; Pholidota; Manidae. Gene Ontology annotation, biological process: regulation of transcription by RNA polymerase II.